Messenger RNA from Amyelois transitella, 2323 nucleotides. RefSeq names its product AP-1 complex subunit sigma-2 (gene AP-1sigma). NCBI's taxonomy places the organism in Eukaryota, Metazoa, Arthropoda, Insecta, Lepidoptera, Pyralidae. Gene Ontology annotation, biological process: vesicle-mediated transport; intracellular protein transport. Bases 138 to 611 code for a protein of 157 amino acids. The transcript has 5 exons. The record is from RefSeq and is a predicted model, not a curated record. Gene Ontology annotation, cellular component: intracellular membrane-bounded organelle; membrane coat; AP-1 adaptor complex. Gene Ontology annotation, molecular function: clathrin-cargo adaptor activity.
CAAAAAGUGAUGGAUGUGGAUAGUGUGAUUAAUAAUUUUAUGAAAAUGUAAUGAAAAUUAAUAUAUUUUAAUUUAAAAAACAAUAUCUCAAAGCAUUCCUUAUAAGUAUUAUCGUCUGACUGAUCAAAUUUUACAAAAUGAUGCAAUUCAUGUUGCUGUUCAGCCGCCAAGGCAAGCUGAGGUUGCAGAAGUGGUAUGUGGCGCACCCAGAUAAGCUGAAGAAGAAAAUAACACGAGAACUGAUUACGACAGUGCUGGCAAGAAAACCUAAGAUGUGCUCAUUUUUGGAGUGGAAAGACGUCAAAGUUGUAUACAAAAGAUACGCAUCUUUAUACUUCUGCUGUGCGAUGGAGCAGGAAGACAAUGAGCUGCUUACCCUGGAGCUGAUUCAUAGAUAUGUUGAGUUGCUGGACAAGUACUUUGGCAGCGUGUGUGAACUGGACAUUAUCUUUAACUUUGAGAAAGCAUACUUCAUCCUGGACGAGUUGGUGCUGGGCGGGGAAUUACAGGAGACCAGCAAGAAGAAUGUGCUGAAAGCCAUCGCGGCACAGGACUUGCUGCAAGAGGACGAGACGGUGGAUGCGGCGCUACGCGAGGUGGGGCUACUCUGAGGUUGGCGACGAGCCCCCGACAAGAGAAUACAGAUGACAGAUCCUCAUACAUCGGACUGAUGAAAACGAAAUCUUCUGUGAGACCUAAAAAAGUAGAACACGGAUUUUUAAAGCAUCGUCACAAUGAUCGAUUGUGAUUGGUCAGAUUUAGCACACUCUUCGUGAUUGCUUGAUAAACUAUAAUGUUGCUAAUUUAGUGAAAUUUGCAAGCUCAUUUUUUUGUAUACUCUUUUAGGUCACACUGGAUGUCUUUUUUGUCUGAAAAUACUAUUUCAUACACUUGCUGCUUAAAACCGUUUGAUUUGAAAGGCGAUUUGAUAGAUUGAUAAAUAAUGGCCAGAGUGAAGUAUGUCGUGUUUUUACCUACCAGGCUAAACCUCUUUCUAUGCUCUAAUUGUAGCAUUUCAAGUCAAGGAUUAAAAUGAGUGAUAAUAAAAUGUAUCGCUGAAUUUCUGUAAACUUAUUGCAAAAUAUCACUACAAUUUCAUGAAAAGCUCUCUUAUAUUUUAGUAAUGAUAUAUUAUUCUUGAGAAAUAAAACUGGGGUGUUUAGUAGGUAAGCACGCAAAAAUGUUAUAACGCCGCUAUCGAUUUGAUUAUUUGUUUAGAAAAUAGAAAAAAAAUAUUUUUUUUGUAUGCUUAGCGUUUAUAUUAGAUGCAAUGGAUAAAGGAGAGUCGUUGCUCAGCAGUGGAAUAAAAAAUAAUGAAAAGAGAUAACUAAAUAAAUGACUUAAAGUUGCUUAGUAUUUUAAGGGAGAGAUAAAAUAUAUCGAUAAGUUCAUAAUAUAAUAUCAAUCGCUUUUUCAUGUAUGCAAUAAUUUAACAUCUUAAGUGCUACUAAAACAAUUAACGUAGCUGUAUUGAAAAACCGACUUAAAUAAUUAGAUGGUGUCACAUAUUUUUAGCAUGUUUACUAUUGUAUACAUGUAUCAAUAUUUUGAAAAUAGAGAGAAUCAAACCUAUGACUAUAAAGAAAGAUACUUAAAAAAUAAGUCUAAUUAAACAAUUCAUUUCAAAAAAUCUGUGUUUUUAACCUGACAUGCAAGUAAAGCUAAACAUUAAAAAAUAUUAGUGCUUACUCAUGUUUUAUGAUUUGUGCUAGUUUAAUAUACUUACUAGCCUCAAAACAAUAUAAUAUCUACGUAUGACAUAUUAAAAAGUUCUAAGUGAUAAUGUUGGUCAUAUGAAAUAAUUUUUUUGGAAGUAAAUGAAAGUGUGAGAGAUAUCUACUAGGUUUUCUUAUUCAUGUUAUUGUAUUUAUAGGAAACGAAAUAAUGUUAAGUAAAUUUCGAAUUUAUAUUUCAUGUUUUCCAUUUUAUUUUUUGAGAUUUUAUUAUAGAAUUUAUUAAGAUAAAUAUUUUAAAACGGACCCGAUUGAGUGGUUUACAAAUAUUUGUGUCAUUCCGAUAACUUAAAAAAUCUUCUAUUGUGCCAAUAAUUAAAUAACAUUUAUUCCAGUAUUGAUUUAUAAUUUGAUAAGAUACUUUAUUCCUUUAAAAUAUUUAUUGGCAAAAUAAACCAUAAGAGAUUAAAUUCGGCAAAAUGUUUGUAUUAUUUUUAAUUUCUAAUAUAUUUUAGGUAGGCCGUAUAAAAUAUUGUACUUUUAUCUAGAUGUGCAAUAAUAAUUCCCUAUUUUAGUGUUUUAUCUUGAGAAUGAUUUAAUUUUAUUUGUAUCAGAAUUUUUCCAUUGAUUUCAAUAAACGUUACAUGUUA